CGCAGCUCCAGACAGCUGCUGUAGAGGCAAGCUGACAUGGAUCCUACCGCUGGCAUCAACCGUUGCUGAAAAUUUCAAGCAUCUCCCCGAGAGGAGCCGAAACCAGGAGCACAAGGGUGGACCGAGAACUUAUUGCAUGAGCGCCCUCAUGUAAUAACCGUUUUACAGCAAUGUCCAAGACCCUGAAAAAGAAGAACCACUGGACCAACAAAGUCCACGAGACUGUCAUUUGCAGGAAUAAAGAAGGCGAGCUGGGGUUCGAGCUGAAAGGAGGCGCCGAAAAUGGGCAGUUCCCCCAUCUCGGGGAGGUGAAGCAAGGCAAGGUGGCCUGCCAAAGCGGCAAGCUGUCCCAGGACGAGCUUCUUCUGGAGGUCAACGACACGCCGGUGGCCGGACUGACCAUUAGGGAUGUGUUGGCUGUCAUCAGACACUGCAAGGACCCCGUCCGGCUCAAGUGUGUAAAACAAGGGGGAGUUGUUGACAAAGACCUUCGCCACUACCUCAACCUCCGGUUCCAGAAGGGCUCGGUGGAUCACGAGCUCCAGCAGAUCAUCCGGGAUAACCUCUACCUCCGGACCGUGCCCUGCACAACGAGGCAGCCCAAGGAAGGGGAGGUCCCAGGGGUGGACUACAACUUUGUGACUGUUGACCGCUUUAUGGAACUGGAGAAAAGUGGAGCUUUACUAGAGAGUGGAACAUAUGAAGAUAACUAUUACGGCACGCCCAAGCCUCCUGCAGAGCCCACACCACUGCUGCUAAAUGUAGCGGAGCAGCUCCUGCCCGGCGCCCGACCCAGCUCCGAGGGGAAGAGGAAACGCAACAAGUCCGUCAGCAACAUGGAGAGGGCCAGCAUCGAGCCCCCCGAGGAGGAGGAGGAGGAGAGGCCCGUCGUCAACGGCAACGGCGUCGCCAUCACCCCAGAGUCCAGCGAGCAGGAAGACAAAAGCACCGACGCCUCGGGCGAAAUCGCCCCCCAGCCCUGCCCGGCCGAAACCGCCACCUUCACCCCCACAGAGGCCGCCAACGAGGAGGGGGAGCCCCCGAAAUCGCCCCCUAAACCUGAGGAGAACGAUGAACUGGGACCACUGCCAGACAACUGGGAGAUGGCCUACACCGAAAAGGGAGAGGUUUACUUCAUCGAUCACAAUACCAAGACGACGUCGUGGCUGGACCCGAGGCUUGCGAAGAAGGCAAAGCCCCCAGAAGAAUGCAAAGAGGAUGAGCUUCCGUACGGUUGGGAGAAAAUCGAUGACCCAAUAUACGGCAGUUACUAUGUGGACCACAUAAACCGGAGGACCCAGUUUGAGAAUCCCGUCCUGGAGGCGAAGAGGAGACUCCAGCAGCAACAGCAAAUGCAGAGCCAAGGCUUGUCCUCGCUGCCCCUCCCCACCAUCUACAGAGAGAAGCCCCUCUUCACUCGGGACGCCACGCAGCUGAAGGGGACCUUCCUCUCCACCACCCUGCAGAAGAGCAACAUGGGCUUUGGCUUCACCAUCAUCGGGGGGGACGAGCCCGACGAGUUCCUGCAGGUGAAGAGCGUCAUCCCCGACGGCCCCGCGGCACAGGACGGGAAGAUGGACACGGGUGAUGUCAUCGUCUACAUCAACGACGUCUGCGUCCUGGGCACCACUCACGCCGACGUGGUCAAGCUCUUCCAGUCGGUGCCGAUCGGGCAGAGCGUGACGCUGGUGCUGUGCCGCGGCUACCCGCUGCCCUACGACCCCGAGGAUCCGGGCAGCAGUGUGAUCUCGCCGCUUGGCGUGAUGGAGCGGGCCGGCCUGGCCAACGGGCGUGGCGGCUACGACAGCUACAUGGAGUACAUGUCGCGGACGGCGCGCUUCGUGCAGGACCGCGGCGACCCGCUCCUCCCCCAGGGGGCGCUGCAGGGCCUCCCAGGCGACACCCACCUGGAUGGCUCUCUGCCGGCCGGCGCCGCCGCACCACACGAGGACAGCGUCUCCAUGGCGUCGUCGGGGGCGACGCAGGCGGAGCUGCUGACGCUCACCAUGGUGAAGGGGGCGGACGGCUUCGGCUUCACCAUUGCCGACAGCCCCACGGGGCAGCGGGUCAAGGAGGUGCUGGAGCCGCAGGGCUGCCCGGGCCUGUGCGAGGGCGACCUCAUCAUGGAGAUCAACCAGCAGAGCGCUCAGGGCCUCAGCCACACCCAGGUGGUGGACCUCCUCAAGGAGUGCGCUGUCGGGGCCGAGACCGCCCUCAUCAUCCAGAGAGGAGCAGCAGGUCAGUUUUCACCCUGGAAGACCCCUAAACAGGUGCUGGAGCAGUGGGACCUCCAGGGCAGCCCCCAGACCAGCCUGUCUGCUCCUGUCCUGCCCCACAGCGCCCCCUACCCAACCCACCACCUGCACAGGGCCUCUGUCCCAGACUCUGCUGAGGGCUUUGAUCUGAGCAGGCCCGACCCCUAUGAUCUCUAUGAGAAGUCCAGGGCUAUCUAUGAGAGUAGGCAGCCGGGCCCGCCAAGGAUGAGCUUUCGGAUGGACUCCUCCGGCAUGGAGUACCAGGAGCUGGACGUCCAUCUGCGCAGACAAAAGUCCGGCUUCGGGUUUCGCAUCCUGGGGGGAGACGAGGCGGGACAGCCCAUCCUGAUUGGAGCGAUCAUCGAGAAGAGUCCAGCAGACCGGGACGGGCGCCUUCGACCCGGGGACGAGCUGGUGUCAGUGGACGGGGUGCCUGUAGCGGGGAAGACGCACAGAUACGUCAUCGACCUGAUGCACGCCGCCGCCCGUAACGGACAGGUCCACAUGACCGUGAGGAGGAGGGUCCAGCCGCCAGGUGAGCCCUGUCCGCAGAAUGGGCGGAGCCCUGGGUCAGUAUCCACGCAGCACAGCUCCCCUAGGAGUGACUUUGCCGCGGGCGCUUGUCCCAGCAACUCCGGCAGCGCCCCACCCCCCACUUCAGGCUCCUCCCCCCCGGAGGGACCGGCGUCCCACAGCUUGCAGACCAGUGACGUCGUCAUCCACCGGAAGGAGAACGAGGGGUUUGGAUUCGUCAUCAUCAGCUCGCUAAACCGACCAGAGACCAGCGCCACAAUCACUGUGCCCCAUAAGAUCGGCCGCAUCAUCGAGGGCAGCCCAGCCGACCGCUGCGGUAAGCUGAAGGUUGGCGACCGCAUCCUGGCAGUGAACAGCCAGUCCAUCAUCAGCAUGCCCCACGCCGACAUCGUCAAGCUCAUCAAGGACGCGGGACUCAGCGUCACCCUGCGCAUCAUCCCCCAGGAAGAGUUGAACAGCCCUCCGUCAGCAACCAGCUCAGAGAAGCAGAGCCCCAUGACCCAGCAGCGUAGCCCGGUAGCACAGCCCAGCCCAGCGACCCAGCCCAGCGCAGUGACCCAGCCAAGCCCAGUGACCCAACCCAGCCCAGUGACUCAGCCCAGCACAGUCCCCCAGCCCAGUCCGGUGACCCCACCCACCGCAGUGGCCCAGCCUGGCCCAGUAGCCCAGCAGAGUCCGGUCACCCAGGUUGCCCCAGCACCGGCUCCGGCACCCCAGCUUUACAGUCAUGACAGCAGCUACAGGUCCGAGGUAAAAGCCAGGCAGGAUGUGAAACCGGACAUUCGACAGCCUCCGUUCACGGAUUACCGGCAGCCCCCGGUGGACUACAGACACCCUCCCAUAGCAGACUACCGGCAGCCCCCUACACUGGACUACCGGCACCCCCCUCUGUUGGACUACAGGCAACACUCCCCCGAUGCACGGCAGUUCCCAAUCCCAGAUUACAGGCCACCACAGGAUUUUGACUACUUCACAGUGGAGCUGGAGCGCAGCGUGAAGGGCUUUGGCUUCAGCAUCCGCGGGGGCAGGGAGUACAAGAUGGACCUGUUCAUCCUGCGGCUCGCCGAGGACGGCCCGGCCAUCCGCAAUGGCAGGAUGCGGGUGGGGGACCAGAUCAUUGAGAUCAACGGCGAGAGCACGCGGGACAUGACUCACGGCCGUGCCAUCGAACUCAUCAAAUCCGGAGGGCGCAGGGUGCGUCUGCUGCUGAAGAGGGGCACGGGCCAGGUUCCUGAGUAUGACAGUGCCGCCUCCUGGGAUGCUGUCCCUGCAGCCUCCCCAAGCCUGUCGGAAGUAGUCCCGCCCCUGGACGCUCUUCUGACCAUGCCAUUGGCUCCAUCUCACCUGGCCCUGCCCCCCGACCCCCCUCACCUGCUCCCCCUGGAGGCGGGGCAAGAGAGCGGGGCAGAGCACUCCCGGAGCCCCGGGAAGGAGGGGGCGGGCUUGGGGAGGCGACUGGGGGGGUGCAUCAGGUGGGGCGCACACACAGAGGGUGGCAGGUCCACCCCCCAGGGCGGCGGCGUUAAGGGACGGGGGGUUCCAGAGGGUCCCGGGGAGCCUGUUCCCCCGAAACCCCCCGCGGGACGAUCCAAAGAGGGCACAGGGGGAGAGAACAGCACCACCGCCAGGGAGAUGCGGGAAUUGACAUACCACCCGAGAGGCAGCGAGUUCUCCACCACAGAUGUGAACGUGAACGGAGGCGCCCAGAGCAACGGCAACACCCCCGAGGGCAACGGUGGCCACCGGGGGGUGCCAGGCCGCCCCAGUCACACCACCAAGAGCACCAGCAGCGGCGGCGGCAGUGGAGGAGUGGCGAGCAGGAAGGCCACGGUCUCCCCCGGCCCGUGGAAGAUUCCAGGCUCCGACAAGCUGCCCAGCUCGCUGCGGUCGGGGGCCUCCACCGUCAGCAGAUAACGCCUCAGAGCCCACUCCAUCUCACCCCACUCCACAGCACCCGCCACCACCAGACGCAAAGCCGGAGUACUUCGCAUGGAUUCGGGGAAGAAGGAAAAAACAAAUUUAUCAAAAAAUGUCAUUUUUUUAAUUUAUAUUGUAUCCUAAAUUAUUUUCAGAUAUUACACCCACCACCUUAAAAACUGGAAGCAUCCACUUUGAAAACAAAGGAAAAAAAAACAGAAUGUGUGUAGCACGAUGGGGGUCUUGGGGGUCUUGUUAUCGGGAACACUGUUAAGCCCUCCCACUCACUACAGACUGCUUCGACAGCCAAUCAUCAACCAGACAGCGACCAGUCGGCAUACAACACCCAUUCAUCACUGACUCCAAACCGAGACUGGGCGUCAAAAGUAAUUUUUAUAUAAUGGAAUCUAUUUUAUCAAGAUGGGAAUUAAAAGGUUUGCCUGACAGUAGCUUUUCUGUGUGAAAGUGAGUGGAAAAAAAAAACAAACUGUAUACUGAGAGAAUUUUCAUCAGCGAACUCUGCCUUAACUAAAACUGUACAGAGAUAGCACUGA
Molecule: messenger RNA, 5260 nt
Organism: Megalops cyprinoides (Indo-Pacific tarpon)
Lineage: Eukaryota; Metazoa; Chordata; Actinopteri; Elopiformes; Megalopidae
Product: membrane-associated guanylate kinase, WW and PDZ domain-containing protein 2-like
Exons: 22
Coding region: 171-4703 (1510 amino acids)
Biological process (GO): signal transduction; receptor clustering
Cellular component (GO): cytoplasm; dendrite
Molecular function (GO): signaling receptor complex adaptor activity; SMAD binding; beta-1 adrenergic receptor binding
Source: RefSeq, a predicted model, not a curated record